Molecule: messenger RNA, 399 nt
Organism: Aaosphaeria arxii CBS 175.79
Lineage: Eukaryota; Fungi; Ascomycota; Dothideomycetes; Pleosporales
Exons: 1
Coding region: 56-259 (67 amino acids)
Source: RefSeq, a predicted model, not a curated record
CAUAACACGCCCUAGUCAGUGACAGGUUCACACAUGGACCUCCUGCUUUCUUAUUAUGGCGUCUGUUCGCCCGCAUCGCCGUGAAUGUGAUUCUACUUCUGUGUCUCCAGAUUUGCAUUUCUUUGUUGUCCUACAAAACGCCAUUAUAUUCCUAACGUCUGCUUUGGUCUCCUACGCGUCCACGGUUUCCUUGUUAGGACAGCCGCCGAUACCUCUUUCGAGUACACCCAAGCCACGACAACCUCCACACUCACCAUAAUCAUCACAAACGUCAAUUUCGAGUCCUAUUGCAGUCAUCGUAUACCUAUUCAAACAAAUCCAUCAAUACCGAAUUGGCAUACGCCUCAGUCGCCUAUCCCUCCCGGAGAGGUUUCAGACCAAAGCGUACAAGGCCAUCGC